AUGACUGACCGGGACCCCUCCAACACUCCUGCCCCCGGUAGCUCUACCGCCGCUGAUAAUACAGAAGCUACCAAGUCUCCGGUCCGAGGUAUUCCCGAGGAGCUUCUCUCAGUCAAUGCGAGUGAUUCAAAAUCUCCACCGGCAUCUGAUCCUGUUGAUGACGGCAAUGGAAGCAAUACUUGCGCUGCUGUGUACGAUCCGUCUGGCUUUUAUGCCCGUGCCUAUGAAAUGGCUGCAAACGAAGGUGUUUCGCCAGCUGCUACUCCUGAGCCGCCGGCUCGGCUGGAUGCGAGGGGGAAGGGUAAUGCAGAUCUUUCCAAGAUACCUGGCCUCGGUAUGAUGGGAAAUAGUGAAAUCCGCUUUGUUGGACGUGAACCACGCAAGGUAGGCCGUGGAGAUACAGGUGCUUUAAUGUACCAGGAUAGUCUUCCCAGUGCACCACCUCGGACAACCCCAUCUCAGCCAAUCUCCAAAGGUCGUGUCGUGAACGACUACAAUCCCUUCCCACCUGAAGGCUAUAGUGCGGAUGACAUGGACAUUGAUGACUUUUCUGAUCUUGGUGGACCUAGCCGGGGCCGUUCUGAAUCACGCCAGCCUGGUUUAGCUGAGGGCUCCUACUACAACCCUACGUGUUAUGGAUCAUCCAGUACAGCUCCAGGAUCUAUGCAUUUCCAGAGUCGCGGAGAGCCCUCGAGAUCAGCUUCCGGCUUUCGUCGAACUGAGAGCACUGAAGCGGGUCCUUCUGGACAAUACAUGGCACAUAACCCAACAUACGGAUAUCGCGGCGAUGAUGACUCCUUUUAUGACGAAGGUGACAAUUACAGUGAGCGAUCUGCUUCUGUCUAUGGACGCCCGGAACAAGUCCAAGCUCAGAUUGACAAAUAUCGCAUCCCCAAGUAUUCUGAUCGACUGGGUGCAUCUAAGAAGGGAGCUCAAAAGUCUAGUUUUCCUUCAAAGCGUCCCCGCGCAAACGACGACGAUGACGACGAAUAUGACCCCGCCAAUCUGGACGCUAUUAACUACUCCGAGAGCGAGUUUGGCUUUGGAUCUGAGCAAUAUGAUGAUGAUGAUGACGAUGAUGUGUUUGUUGAGCAGAUGGGACCACCACGGGGGAAAAACAAAAAGAUGAGUCGCCGGGAGGAGAAAGGGAAAGGCAAGGCAUAUGAGCCCUUUACGACGGGCACCUAUACAACCCUUCGUGUCCCUUCUAAAGCAUCAGGCGGCAAGGAUUUCAUCAACCAUGGCGAAAAUCUCAAGCCAUCGCGUUACAGUGGUGCAACCAUGCCAUGGGGUGUCAAUAAAGCCCCUGAUAUGGUCGAACAAAAAGACGUGUCUGAUGCUGCACUCUUGAAGCGUGGGAUUAAGCGUCCUCGAACCGGCAAAAUCUGUCCCCGUGGCUAUGGAGCAAAUGACCCGGAAAACAUUGAAAUCGUCAACCUGAAGGAGAACAAAGGCAUUGGAUUUGCCCGCAUUUCGCAGAUCCUCAACGAGAGGCGCCUGCAAACCGGAAAGUCGCCAACUCUGAGUGCCACUGGUGUUGCGAAUAGAUAUAAUCGAACUGCUCCCCUUCUCUUUGCGGCUGAAGGCAAACAGUUUAUUCCACUCUCGCAACGCAAGAGAGGUACUAUGGAUGAAGCAAAGAUUCAGUGGACUAGUGAAUGGGACACUGCUCUUGUCGCAGCUGUUAAAAAGUACGAAGCGAGCAAAUGGAAGACUGUGGCCACCCUGUUCAACGAGAUGACGGGCCUGAACGCAGAUGAUCGCUCGGUUGCUAUUCGCUAUAGCGUCCUUUAA
Venustampulla echinocandica is the source of this 1794-nucleotide messenger RNA. RefSeq lists its product as uncharacterized. The coding region runs from base 1 to 1794 and encodes 597 amino acids. Lineage: Eukaryota; Fungi; Ascomycota; Leotiomycetes; Helotiales; Pleuroascaceae. The record is from RefSeq and is a predicted model, not a curated record. The transcript has 2 exons.